Messenger RNA from Camelina sativa (false flax), 594 nucleotides. The record is from RefSeq and is a predicted model, not a curated record. NCBI's taxonomy places the organism in Eukaryota, Viridiplantae, Streptophyta, Magnoliopsida, Brassicales, Brassicaceae.
AUGGAUGUACUGUCUAAGAUGCUAGAUAGAGCUGCAGGUUUGAGGAGUUUUGGCUAUCACCCGCAAUGCAAGAAUCUUGGUCUGACUCAUUUGAGUUUUGCUGACGAUCUAAUGGUUCUCUCCGAUGGUAAGAUGCGGUCUAUCGAGGGGAUUCUGGAAGUGUUUGAUAGCUUUGCAAUUCGAUCACGGCUUCGGAUCAGUAUGGAAAAGUCUAUUGUCUACCUCGCGGGUGUUACUGAUUCAUGUAAACAAGAGAUUUCAGAUUGUUUUCAGUUUGGUGUAGCUCAGUUUCCUGUCGUCUCAACCUUAUCUCUUCUUUUCUCUGGAGUGUCUGCAAUUUUUGGUUGGCUGCAUUUCGACUCCCACGACAAUGUAGUCGCGAGAUUGGCUAAGAUUGCUUGGGGAGAGGUUUGCACACAAAAAUCUGAAGGAGGUCUAGGUCUACGAUCAUUAAAGGAGACAAAUGAUGUUUGCUGCCUGAAGUUAAUCUGGAGGCUUGUGUCGAAAGGUGAGCGUGGUUUCAUUGACCUUGGGAUAGGCCAACAUCAGAUGGUGGCUGAGGCAUGGUCUAACCGUCGUCGGAGACGGCACUGA